Messenger RNA from Trypanosoma theileri, 3318 nucleotides. RefSeq lists its product as uncharacterized. Bases 1 to 3318 code for a protein of 1105 amino acids. The record is from RefSeq and is a predicted model, not a curated record. The transcript has a single exon. Lineage: Eukaryota; Euglenozoa; Kinetoplastea; Trypanosomatida; Trypanosomatidae.
AUGAUCUACGAUGUAUUGGAGUUAUUAUUGAAUUACAUGCAGUAUUUAUAUCUCACAAUAACGAUUGCCCCAAGUGUGUUUCCCACACUGUACUCAUCUCCAUUCAGGAUUAUAGAUAUCAUUAUGCAGACCAUCACUUACACAGCUCGCACUAAUAACCACAGUGAAGAGAAUAAUAGUAAUAGUAAUAGUAAUAGUAAUAGCUAUAUACAGACAGGCACUUCAUUGAAUGUACUGCAGAUAUUUGCGCUCACAAAUAUUUUAGCUCCAUUGGCGCUUGUUUUGUUUUCUGCUCUUAUGUUUGGACCGUUACUUUUUAUUAUUUUUGUAUAUCUUCUUUGCACGGCUGUAUUUAUAAUGGUGGCGGGAUCCUUGUUAUUAUGGUUAACACACACACAUGCCUCUUUAUAUCCUUGGCAUGAUAUUAUGGAAUUAACAGAACUUUUACAGAAUAUUUCAAACCAAACUGCAAUGAUAAUGAUGAUUAUAGGAUCCAUUGGUGUAGUCUUAUUACUUAUUGUGGGUAUUGUGGUUUGUUUGCGUUGGGGAAGUCGGGAUCGCAGAGAAGUGAUGGAACAAUUACGGCAUUUUGAAAACGCCCCACGAACAGUAGAAGAACGAGUGGCCGCUCAAUUAUUACGUCAACACACAAACACGACAGAUGUGAACCCAACAGAAACGACUUUACAUCAUCUUAAUAAUAAUAAUAAUAAUAAUAAUAAUAAUAAUAAUAAUAAUAAUAAUAAUAAUAAUAAUAACAGUGAAUAUGAAAUGGAAGAACAGUCGGCUAGGGCUGAAUUGGCUUAUAGACGGAUGUUGUGGUCAAGAGAAAAGGAAACGGCAUCUUUUUCAGUUGUAUGGACAAUAGUGAAAGUGAUAAUGGCGGUUGUGUGUUGUGCGGCGGCUUUUCUAUUCGCACGAGUACAGGAAUCCAAAGCACUGGAGCCCAUUCAAAGUAGUCCAUUCUUUUUUCCUAUUGCUGCUGUGUUGUUUCUAUUGGCAAUUCUCUUCACCGUAUCUUUUAUAUUGGGUCUCACACGUAAAGGACGUCAACGACUGUUUGCUACCAAGUUGUGGUUACGACAUUUAUUUCUCUCCAUCAUAUUUCUUGGAAUAUCUUUUUUGUACGCCCCAAUUCUGAGAAACGCCAUUGGCCUUUUUUCCUGUUUCGCCACUACUACUAUUACUAAUAAUUAUAAUAAUAGUAGUAAUAAUAAUAGUAAUGUGGAUAAUAAUGAUGAUAGUGGUAUCAACAAUUAUAAGAGUGAUGGAUCCGAGUUUGUCUGUGUAGUUAAAGGUGUACAGGAUAAUCAUACAAGACUCUCUCAUGCCUCUAUGGAUACAUAUUCUUCUUGUAAAAGCGUAGAUGGAUUUAUCUCAGCCUCUGCAAUACUUAGUCUUAUUGCUUAUAUUCUUUUUUUUGUACUUCUUUACGCCCUUGUCACUCGUCAAGUACUACGCGCAUUAAAAUAUUAUCCUCUUUCCCACACAUCCUCAUCCACAACAGCAUCAUCGGUAUUAUUAUACACUUCUUCACCAUUAACAAGAGUCUCACAAUCUUUAUGGAGAAAUAACAGAGAACGAGAACAACAACAGGGUGGAAGGGGAGGAACAUCUACUUUGGAUCAUACUAUUACCCACAAUUGGAUGUCAAGGAAUACUUUAUUUCCCUCAAAUACAAUACGAUCACAUGUGAAGAAUAGAAAGAAGAAACGAUAUGGAUCUUAUUAUGAACGUGUACGUUUAUCGCAGAAUGAGGCACAGUUUCUCUAUGCCCCUUAUACACAUAGAUUCCGCUAUUUUAAACUUCUUGUGUUAGCCCAGAAAACUGCUAUGGUUAUCUUCUCUACUGUAAUGCGUGAGGGAAGUGGAUUGGCAAGUCCAUGGACGGGAUUUGUAGCCUGUUUAUUAUUACAUAUUGGGUUUUUUAUUGUUUUGAUUCUCUGUCGUCCAUAUGCGGAACCGUUAGAGUUUGUGGUGAGUCUUUCACUUCAAGUAAUGUUGGCUAUCUUUGCAGCUAUGGGACUUGGAUCUGCGCUUUAUAUGAAUAAAGUUCAUAGUACGAGGGUUGUGGGAAUUCCAUAUCCAUUAUGGUCUUUUGUCACUUCAUGCCUUUUUGUUGUGCCUUGCGUGGCGGUAUUAAUAGGGGCAUUGUUAACAUUAUGGAGAAGACGAGUUUAUUGUAAUAAUAAUAAUAAUAAUAAUAAUAAUAAUAAUAAUAAUAAUAAUAAUAAUAAUAAAGAGGAAGGAAGAGGAAGAUGGGUAUAUGGUUUUCUGCAGAUGGGUCUAUCGUAUGUAAAGAGGCUCUUAUCACGCUUAAAACAAUCUCAGAAUGAGUAUUGGUAUGAACAAUAUGGACAUGCAUAUAUGGAGAAGCAGAUAUUCAUUCCAGCUCUUUACUUUUCACAGUUUGAUAAUAAUAAUAAUAAUAAUAAUAAUAAUAAUAAUAAUAAGAGUGGGAGUAAUGAACCGGCACCAGAGCUAAUCUUCAUGGAAAGCCCAAAAGCGGAAGUGUUGAUUACUCAUCACAGUGUGUGUAGUGUUUCCCGUGCUAAACGGCAUUGGGCACUUCUCCGUGCGGCUGUUCUCGCCGGUCAAUUCCGCCCUCGUCGUUCCUCACAUCGACGGCAUCUCUCUGUUUCCUUCGCCGCAUCUCAUCAUAAUAAUAAUAAUAAUAAUAAUAAUAAUAAUAAUAAUAUUAAUAAUAAUAACUAUACACUGUCGCCUUUAUCAGCCAUGAGAAGUCACCUUUCACCCAUAGGAACAGGAAUAAAAAGUACUCUUACAAUGCAUGAAGAGAGUGAAAAGGAUCAUGAUAUCACGAUGUUAUUAGAGGCGGAACGUACACAUAGUCUUGCCAUGACAGCACUUCUCUCAACAGUUGGAAAUGAAAGUCGUUGGGGAAAGAAUUCCCCAUCUUUUAUUAAAUAUAAGAAACGAAAACCUAAAAGAGGAAAACGGCAAACUGUACGGAAUAAAAACUCCCAUUCUCUCUUAUUAUCAUCAUGGCAACCUAUUUCAGCUCCACAUGAUGUUUGUCAACAGGAGGCUUUUCUGGAACGUGUACAGGCCUUCUCUGCCCGUCAACGUUUAUUGGCGGUAUUUAAUCAACACAAGCGACACAUUACCCGUCAACAGCGGGCUGUGGAUUGUUAUAUUAAUGCCCAGGCCGCACAGACACUGCGGUAUUUACUGUUGGCUCUCGGUGUUGUGGUUUCUGUGGCUGCGGCCUUGUGUUUAUGUGGAAUGCAGUACAGGAGUGAAAGUACAUAUUAUUAUUAUGAUAAUGAUGAUGAUGGGUAUUGUAGGCAGAAAUGA